This is a messenger RNA of Brassica oleracea var. oleracea, 966 nucleotides long. RefSeq names its product mediator-associated protein 1-like. The transcript is spliced from 2 exons. Gene Ontology annotation, biological process: regulation of DNA-templated transcription. The record is from RefSeq and is a predicted model, not a curated record. Gene Ontology annotation, cellular component: nucleus. The coding region runs from base 1 to 774 and encodes 257 amino acids. Lineage: Eukaryota; Viridiplantae; Streptophyta; Magnoliopsida; Brassicales; Brassicaceae.
AUGGCAAAUAACCUCAAGCACCCAUUGGAAGAUCCACCAUCGUCCCCAUGUUCAAGCGCCGGCGAGAAAGAAAUAGAGUCUGAAGAAGAAGACCAGAAUCUGCAUACCAUCAUUUCUUCAGAAGAAGACGAACCCGAAGAUCCUCCACCGAGAUCUGGUUCCAAGAAGGAUGUUUGUGGUUCCAGCGACCAAGAAAACUUAUACGCAAGAUGGGAACUACUAACACCAUGUUUUACGAGACUCUUUAGUGAUAAAGAUGAGAUUGUUUUGCUACAAGGUAUAAUAAUUGAUUCCGAAGUGAAGAAUCCAUUAGACUAUAAGCGCAGUUUCUACCAAUCCAUGAAGGGUUCUUUUAGCUUUGAUGUUACCUUGGAUCAGUUCAAGGAAAAGAUUAGGAGUCUAAAGAAGAAAUAUACAAGAAAUGAGAUGAGGGGUGGAGAAGCUUCUCUUUUGAAUUCUCAUGAACAAAAGUGUUUUCAGUUGUCAAAGGCUAUUUGGGGAGCUGAUGGGGUAGCUUUUGAAUCUGCCAUCAGUUAUAACAACAGCCAAUCAAAGGAGAGUGAGAGGGGAUUGACAAAGAAGCGUGACUUGGUCACUCCACGUAAGGGUAAGAAUGCUCAAGAAGCUAGUAAAAGAGGAGAUACGAAGAAGGCACCACUUGUUGAGAAAGAAUCUGAUUGGGGUGAAAGUUCUUUCUUUCUUGGUAUGGAUUUUCUGAAAGAGAAAUGGACCAAGGUGCCGCCAUCUGGGACUAAGAAGGAAACACAAGAGUAGAUGAGGAAGUUGCAUGCCAAUGAACUUGAAUGUCAAAAGUUUGAAGAGAUGUUGAAGGCUAUGAAAGAUAAAUGUGCACAUGACAAGGUGGAGCUGUUGAAUGAGGUUUACCUCUUUGAUAAUGGCAGCUGAUUAGAUACAUGUAUAGUUUAGUUAGUUAUUGGGUUCUCUUUUUUAGUUGCAAUGGCUCAA